GAACGAAGAAAAAGCAAAAUGGCGUUUGACGGAGAAGACGUUGUGUUUAUAAUAGUUGUGUGUUCUUAAUCGGUACGUACAUGUACACAUUUAUGUCGUUUGAUAGAGUAAAAAUAUUUAAUAAUUGUUUGUAUUUGGAUACAUUAGUCUGAGCGCACUUUGCAGCUCCUCGUGUUAGCUUAGCUUGCUAGUUAGCUUAGCGUGUUAGCUGCUAACAAAGAGAGGCGGAAGUGAUCAAAACACAUCGCUAAGCAGAGAUCAAGUGUGAGUGUAAAGUGUUGUGAUUGUGUGAAAAUGUGCGAAAGAACGAUAGCAGAGUACGAGGAGGAACUUUGUCCAACAAAAGAGGAGAAGGAGCGACAACAUCAACUACUGGACGCUGUUUUCAAGAAACAUCAAGUUGUGUUACACAGAACAGACGUCCAGCAGCCCCCCCACAUUAAAGAGGAAGAGGAGGAAGUGUGGAUCACUCAGGAGGAAGAGUGUCUUCUAGGGCAGGAGGAGGCUGAUCUCACCAAGUUUCCACUGACUGUUGUCUCUGUGAAGACUGAAGAGCAUGAAGACAAACCACCUGAGUCCUCACAGCUUCAUCACAGUCCAAAUGUCUGUCAGGAACAUCAUCUCCCUGAGCAACAGGAGCGGAGCUUCAAGAUGGAGCAGGAGGAGCCACAGCCCCCCUACGUUAAAGAGGAAGACGAGGCGCCACAGACCCCUCAGCUUAAAAUGGAAGAGGAGGAACACAGCAUCAGUCAGGAGGGAGAGCAUCUUGAAUGGUUGGAGGAGUUCCCAGUGACUGGUGUCCCUGUGAAGAGUGAAGAUGAUGAGGUCAAAGGUGAAAGUGAGGAGAGGAGAGAGGCGGAGCCUCCAAGCAGCAGCUCAACAGAAGCUGAUGGAGACCACUGUGGAGGAUCACAAGCAGACAAGCUCUUAGCUCCACUAUCAGAUAGUGAGGACACAACGUCACACUCUCCUGACACUGAUGAUGAAGACUCUAAAGAUGAUAAGACAUGUCACACUGACAACACACACCUGACAUGUUCUCUCUGCGACAAAACUUUCAGUUACCGUUCUUGUCUGAAAACACACAUGAGAGCGCACACCGGAGAAAAACCUUAUUCCUGCUCAGAAUGUGGUAAAUGUUUUGCACGAAAACAUGUGUUGAAAGAACACACGCAAAUACACACCGGAGAAAAACCUUUUUCCUGCUUAGUAUGUGGUAAAAGUUUUGUACAAAGACACAAUUUGAAAGUACACAUGAGAAUACACACCGGGGAAAACCUUUUUACCUGUUCAGUCUGUGGUAAAGACUUUGUGCAGAGACAGUAUUUGAAAGUACACAUGAGAAUGCACACCGGAGAAAAACCUUUUCCGUGCUCAAUCUGCGGUAAAGGUUUUGUAACGAGGCAAAAUUUGAAAGUGCACAUGAGGAUACACACCGGUGAAAAACCGUAUUCCUGUUCAAACUGCAACAAAGGCUUUUGUGACCGGUCAACACUCGUCAGACACAUGAGAACACACACCGGAGAGAAAGUGUUGAGUUGCGAUCUUUGUGGUGAAAGAUUCUCUUAUAAGUACCAGUGUAAGAAACACAAGUGUGCAGGUGAGAACAGCAGCAGCAAAUGAAGAUGCAGGAUUUUAAAUUAACUGUACAAAAUAUAUAUAUAUUUAUAUAACUUUGACUUUUUAUCGACAUCAGCACACAUAACAUGUGUGACAUCAUCGUUGUGUGCGUAACACAAUUUACUUAAUAUCCUUUUACUAUUUGUAGAUUUGAUGUUGUUAGGGAUGUAACAGUAUCAAAAUCUCACGGUUAGAUAUCACGGUAUUAAGGCCAUGGUACAAUACUAUUGUGGUAUAUGUCCAAAAAAAAAAAAAAGACUUAAAAAUGAUAAAUUGUGUAAAAUGAAGAAGCAGGAAUGUUUAAUAAAAAAAAAACACUUAUUGUAAUAGAACACAAACAUAAUGCUUAAAGGUUCUAAUCAUAUUUAUUACUACAAACAAGUAUUUUUAAGUGCAAAUAAUUGUGCAGGAAUAUCCACAGUUUCAAGCAAAUAUUUAAAAACAUUACAUUUGCGUGUCUUUAAAGUGACAAUGUACACCUCCAGUGCAAAACACUAAUGUUCACUUUAGUGUCUUUGAACUUUUACUUGAUGAGGAGCAGUGUCCUCCACAGUGGACAUGUUAAUUGCAGUCUGGAAUAUGCUGUUUCUCAGAAAAGUUAACUAACAAUCUAACUUUUAGUAAUGUAAAUACCUCACAAACUGAUGUGUGUGAGCAGACGCAGAACGCAGACUUUCUUACCUCCGCCAAAGAGGUUAUGUUUUCUGUUUGUUAGCAACAUAACACAAAGAGACCGAUUCUGAUUAAAUGUCCUAAAAAAAACUAUUCAUCUUACCUACUACGUACACACUUCACUUCCUGCCUAUGACGCCCCUACUUGGCCACUCCCGCGCUGCGCAGAGGAUUCUGGGAGAUGUAGUUUAUUUCAGAGUGCAAAGGAACAAAAAUCCACUCACCAAGUUUUGAUACCGUCACACAUUUAUUCUAAUUGUAAAUGAUUCCAUGGAUAAACUCCAUUAUGAGAUAUACACAUUUGUUCAUACCUUUACUCUCAUAAAUCCCUCUUAGUUCAUACUUACUGGUUCACAUUUGAAACAUCUUCUGGACCACCUUUAGAAGCAUAUUACACUCUUUUGUAAUAUACAUAUUAUUUUGUGAC
Entelurus aequoreus (snake pipefish) is the source of this 2719-nucleotide messenger RNA. RefSeq names its product zinc finger protein 771-like. The record is from RefSeq and is a predicted model, not a curated record. Bases 295 to 1623 code for a protein of 442 amino acids. Gene Ontology annotation, cellular component: nucleus. The transcript has 3 exons. Lineage: Eukaryota; Metazoa; Chordata; Actinopteri; Syngnathiformes; Syngnathidae. Gene Ontology annotation, biological process: regulation of transcription by RNA polymerase II. Gene Ontology annotation, molecular function: DNA-binding transcription factor activity, RNA polymerase II-specific; RNA polymerase II transcription regulatory region sequence-specific DNA binding.